GUGUUGUCCUGUCGGGCUCCUGUCCGCUCCGGCACGGCUCGGCUCAGCUCCGCAGACUCUCAGCGCUACAGAGGGAGGAAGAGGAGGCAGAGAGCCGCAUCAGCACCGCUGCUGCGUCCAUAACACACCAUCCGUGCGUCAACACACAGCUGCCAGCGUUUCCUCUCCGGUCCGGUUGGAUUAAACUGUGGCGUGUGCUGCAGCUGAGAAAGGUAGAGAAGAGCCGGUGGAGCCACUGCAGCAGGAAGGUCAGGAGCCGAGGAUUGAGUCAGCGGAGGCGGGGAGGUGCAGGGACCCGUCCGAGCACCGGGACCCCGCCCGGCCGCUGCUCUGGAGCUCAGCAACGGUCACAGCUGUCAGCCAGGGCCUCUGUCCAGGGUGGGUGUGAUCCCUCACUGGCUUCUCACCACUCAGCACAUGGAGUUUGGUUUGUAGAGAUGCCACAGAGGGACAGGAGGGGGAAGACCCGUCUGGUGAAGAGUGAAUGAAAAAAAGGACGGAGUAAAGAAAAACACACGGACAACAAGAGGCAAAGAGGGAGAGAAACAAUUCCAAGGAGGGAGGGGACAAUGUGCAGACCUCCAUGAAAGAGGAGAGACGGAGCUGAGGAUUGAUAGAAACAGGAAGGGAGGGAGAAACAAAAACACACACAAAGUCCUGGAAGAGACAGACGGGACUGAAAGUGAAAGAGAGGAAGCCACACAGGACAAAGACGCUCGGAGCUUUGAGGAGGUAGGAAGAGAAAGCGAGGGACUGGUUGAGGGAGGGAAGAAACAUCUGGAUGGUCUCCACAGCGACGGCCAGCAGGUUACCCCCCCUCCGAAGAUGGCCUCCAACUUCAACGACAUCGUCAAGCAGGGCUACGUACGCAUGCGCAGCCGCAAGCUGGGGAUCUAUCGGCGUUGCUGGCUGGUGUUCAAGAAGUCAUCCAGCAAAGGACCUCGACGUCUGGAGAAAUACCCUGAUGAGAAGUCUGCCUACAUCAGAGCCUUUCCUAAGGUGACAGAGAUUAGCAACGUCAAGAAUGUCACGCGGUUGCCUCGAGAUACCAAGAGACAGGCAGUGGCCAUUGUGUUUACAGACGACACCUCGCGCACCUUCACCUGUGAAUCAGAGCUGGAGGCAGAGGACUGGUUUAAGACGCUGUCGAUUGAGUGUCUUGGCACACGGCUCAAUGACAUCAGCAUGGGAGAGCCCGACCUCCUGGCUGCAGGAGUACAGUGUGAACACACAGAGCGCUUCAAUGUGUUCCUCCUUCCCUGUCCCAACCUGGACAUCUACGGCGAGUGCAUGAUGCAGAUCACCCACGAGAACAUUUACCUGUGGGACAUUCACAACCCACGCACCAAGCUGGUCACCUGGCCGCUCUGCUCCCUGCGGCGCUACGGACGUGAUGCUACUCGCUUCACCUUCGAGGCCGGACGGAUGUGUGACAGCGGCGAAGGCCUCUACACCUUCCAGACCAGAGAGGGAGAGCAGAUCUACCAGAGGGUUCACUCCUCUACACUGGCGAUUGCAGAGCAGCACAAGAAGGUCCUGCUGGAGAUGGAGAAGAACAGCAGGUUGAUGUCUAUGGGUUCAGAGCCUGGAUCCUACCCCUGCACCCCCACCGCCAUCCUGCCCCGAUCUGCCUACUGGCACCACAUCACUGGAAACCAGACCGGCAUGGAUCCUUGCAGUGGUGAUGCUUCAGACGAUGACCUGCUGUCCACCCGCCUGCCUCCCGACCGCCCCGCCACGCUGCCCCUGGCAAACACACACGCACAGUCCCAGCCGCACAUACACAAACACUCCCCGACACACUACCCCACCUACCCCGGACAGUGACACAAACACUCAGACUAUGUGGACAUUUGAAAAGACGCAGACAGAGACACACGCAUAUCCACAUGCAUGCAGGCCCACAGAGCUCACACACACUGAAAGAGACACACACUGUCCCUGCUUAGAUUAGUUUUACAGCCCAACGUUACACCUCACAGGAGAAAGGCGGGACUAACACUGGCCCACAGACCAUGCUGAAUGCAGAAAGCAGGAAGUGAAACUAAAUUCAGCAGAAGACUGCGAGGAGAUUGAGCUUCCUUACAUGACUGCAGCUCCUACAAUUCCACAGUAGAUGGGGGAUAUUUGACGUUUUUCCACACUCAGGGUGAGAAACUCUGGCAGACUGGAAUCUAUCAGAGGCUCUCAGUCCGCUUUAAACAACCUAAGUUGAAUUAUAUGUCUAACCAGGUCUAAGUGUUUCCAUCUGUUCUGAAUGUCCACUCUCAGAGGCAGGGUGAAAAGCCAAUAAGAAUAAUUUAUAGGGAUUAUUUUUUAACUGAAUUUAACCUACAGGUUUUUAUUGAAAUUCUGAUUUAAAUAGUAAAUCACUGUCAGUGUGAGAUACAGCUGAUAGCAUAUUUUACAACAUUGUGAAAUGAAACAACACUUUGCUUUUGUUAGCCAAUGCUGAUCACAAACCUAUCUUGUCACCAAGCUGCCCGGAUAGAUUUGAUAUAUUUUUUAGUAAGUAAUCUGUGAUUUAGUUCAAACUACAGUAGGACUAGAAAUACUGGAUCUGAUGAGUUUCUCACCCUCUGAGUGACACAAUUUCCAAAUGGCUGCCAUGGGAUUGACGUCAAUAAAGCCCAGGGUGUUUCACUGAAUACUGCGUGGACGGGGACUGCAUGGUGCCUUAAUAGCACCACAUGGACUGUGCUAUCAUCGGAAAUAUACUGACAUCUUGGAUUCCCUGGUGGAAAGUUCCCAGCGUGCCAGUGCCAGCUGACACACUUGUCUGAAGAACACUUGAUCAUUUCACUGUACAUCCGCGUCUGGAUCAAUGCCUUUGAUUUCGCUGAUAACUGACUUUGCAGUUACUGGAUCUGUUUGCUGUGCUGAGGUUCUGAACCGUGGAAUGAAACUGUGAUUGGAUUCAUUUUUAUGGAUUGGCUCCUGUACUGAACUGGAUAUUCACCCUUAGAGCUGCGGACUUUCUUAGGGAUGUAUCCUAUUCCACCUCCUAGUAGCCACAUGCUUUUAUUGAGCUAUAUUUGCACAGCCCUGUUUUUUUCUUAGGUUAUUUAAGGGUUAGAUGUCAAAGAGGGAAUUACAGUGUAGAGGUCAACAGAUAUAUGAUGAUACAUUUGGACUGAUUCUGCCAUUAACUGAUAUUCAGUGUCUUUACAUAUGACCCCUUGAAUGCCAGAUGCUCUUUUUUCCUUAAUUUAUUUCUUACAAGAGUGACAAAACCCUUAACACUGAAAUGGGAAACACUUUGGCGUUCAUAGAUUCUGUAAUGGUCAGGGGCAUCUCUUCCUCCCACAAGGCCGGGGCUCAUUUCUGCACUAACGUCACACCUGAGUGGAAGCUGAACUAGAGGAGCAUCAGGGCACACUGAAGGGGAACAUGGGGGAACUUGGGCUGCCGACAGGGGCUCUUCAGGUGCCUCACUUUUCCGACAUGAUAGGUGACAUCAGGUCAAAAAUGAAUGAUGGAAUCAUCCCACUGAGCUACAGGCACAUCAUGGUUAAAUAUUACCCAAGAGUCACACCAGAGCAGCACUUGAGCACAUCAUGGGAAAAUUAAGACCAACCUAAAGAGGGCACUUGGACCAACCAGAGCUAUUGAGCUAACCCAAGCCAUGUUUCCACCAAACACUUUUGGUAUAGUACCCCUAGAACCGAUACAUAACCCGUACAGACAUGUAGCUAAACCCUAGAUCUGACAGCACUCUUAAAUGGAGGCGUGGUUCUCCUCUUUACUGACAAUGCAGAGGUGUGUCUGCACCUCAUUAAUCGUCCACGGAAUAGGGUGGCAUAUCGACAUUUUCAUUAUUAAAUAGAAAAGGAUUUAGUGUUUAGUCUUUGUUGCAAUAAUGGCCGCAUUAUUUAGGUCGCCAUCAGUGAGUUGUGUAAAAAUAGUGGGUUUGUCCUUUGAGUCCUUGUCGAGCAAGAGUGAGGAUUGUCUCUGGACAAAUCAACAGAUUACAGUGUUUCUAGCUCCACCUUUUAGUAUCAGAUCAGUGUGCUAGCUACCUCAAUAGAGGGGUGACAAAAAACAGUGUAAUGGAGCGCUUUUAUGGGUACCAUCCACAAGUUUCGACAAUAGAAACGCAAAAAUAACUGCUCUAAUGUGAACUGAACUGUUUGGUGGAAACGAGGCUCUAGGGGCACUUGGACCACUCUCAUACCCUAUGAUGUGACAACAGGGGAAAAACUAACUAUGGAAUAGAAAUCCAGAUGUUCUAACAGUGUAAUCAGCAGACGGGUAGUGUCACAGCUGGUUCUGUAAUGGUUUCCUCAGCUUCAUGUACAUGGCCUUUUUCAAACCUUUUUGUUGUUGUUGAUUAGACAGGCCGUAAACAAACCUCCAGGUUAGCCCAAAUUAUUACAAAGAGAAAAUGAAGAUGCACGUAUUGCACAUAUUGCCGGGUUCAGAUCACAUGUUUUUUUGUGUGUUACAGUGGUCGUGUCAGUUUAGACUGUUAGAGUCAGAAAUUCUUGACGUGACAGACUGCACCUUGGUAAAACGAGCCUCUAAAAUGAAAGAAAAAAAAUGACUGUGACUAUCUCUCUGUUUCACAGUUCCACCUCACGCCACCAAUAACAUCAUCCCUCUUUCUCCCAUGUUUACAGCUGUGCAAAAUAAAUUGCAACAUGCUACUCUCUCUGUCGGGACAUAGUGUCAUCCACUAUGACACACCAGACAGGAUAAAAUGAUGGAUUGUCGGGCCCGACGCCCAUUUUCAUUCCUGACUCGAGCCGACACCCUGCGUCUGUUGGGUUGGGAUAUAAUGAUGUCGAUAUUGUGAAGUCUGAACCCAGCAUUAGAGACAGCAGAUGUCGACAGUCAGCAAUGAAUGGAAUAAAAUAAAAACAAAGUAAAUGUAGGUCUCAAAUGUGAGUAGGUGUCAGCCAGGUCAGGUGUGACAGAUGCAGGUGAAAUCUGAGUAAUGGCCCAGGCAGAACUCUUCUUUAGUUGUGCACACACAGUUUUCCUGUUGAAUCAGGAGCUAAUAACAACAUUCAUUUAUGUUGCCUCUCUUUCUGGUUUUGGCUAAACUUUUGGUUUGUUAACAAUCUGUCUGAUCAUCUAAAUUUAAGUUUGUUUGAUUUGUAUUUUUGCUCUGUCACCAAACUUGCCAUGUUCUGACAUCUCUAUUUUAGUAAAUACAAGAUUCAACUUAAAAAUUUAAACAUUUCCUAAAGUACAAAAUUAAGACCCAAGUUAGUAAGAAACCAGAAUUGUCCUUCAAUAAUGUCCUCAUCCACAAGGGGGCGUAGCAUCAUUAGCAUAUUAAGGCUCAUUUACACUCACUUUAGGUACAAAAAUAGACACGUCCAUUUCAAAUGUUGCAGACACACUUCCAUGUGUCUUUUAUGAUAGCAUAGAUACAGCCCAUAGAUGGCACUAGAGGGCAGAGUCAAAAAUUUCACACAACAAAUGAGAUGACGCUGGAGGAGGUUGUAAUUUCAUACCUUUAAACGGUGGUGGUCAUCGUGGAUGGAGAAUUCUUUUCACUGUAUUAUCGAUUAGUUCUUUUCUGCCAUUAUUUAAAUUUCUUUGUCGUCACCUGUGGUUGUAUGUUGUUUGAACUACGCUACACUGCCUCCAAGAUCUCCAGUGGCACUGAUCUGUUUCGUCCGCAUCUGUAAGCUUUCAGAAAACUUACAUAAAUACAGAUGAAAUGAGCACAGAGUACGGACAGCAGGCCCCCUCCAUCUCUUUAGUUGAGCAUAAAUGAGCCCUUAGAUGUUCAAACUCUUUCCAUGAUGCAUCUUUGAUCGACUCUGUUAGGGCCGUUUCAUUCCAUGCAAAGGCACACAGAUGCGAGUGCAUUGGGACGCAUCGAGACGCAUUGGCCGCCAUGAUGCGUGCUUGCAUCUCAAAAUGUGUUGUCCAUGUUUUUUGAUACGCAACGCAGCGACACUUGUAAUACCAUGCGUUGCCAGCAGGGUGAUAAUGCAAGUGACAUACUUGAAAUUAACCACUUUUUGUUAUUCACAGAAGAAGCAGGUAUGAAAUAUGGCGGGCGAGGAGGAACAACUUUGCAAACUCAUACGGGCACACCCCCAUUUAUGAUAAUUCUAGUGCCCUGCACUCUAAUAAAAUAGCAGUACUAGCUAGCCGGAAUGUACCGGUGACUCUGCUACCCCCUAUUGUGCAAGCGAUGUAUUGCAUUUCAAGUGUCGCCCUCAUCGCUUACGUUCAAUGUGUUGACUAUGAAAGGAAGUGCGUUGCUCGCGUCGCUUGCGUCACUUGCUCGCGUUGCGUGCGUUGACUAUGAAACGGCCCAUACUGUCAAAGUGCAUCAUAAUUUGGGAGGACACUGAACUACAUCCACAUCUGACCCUUGUUUGUAUGCCUGAAACAUAUCUUCUUACAUUUUCUUACAGCAUUCCAGCAUGAAUGAUUAUUCGGGUCAUGUAUUUUCAGUCUUACCAUCAUAACCUUAAACUUCACUUUUACCUGCCCCAAAGCUUUCUGUUAUGGAGGUUGUCAAAGGAGAAUGAGAUCUGUUUUCUUUCAUCAAGGCAGCUUGACUUUGCGACAGCCUGCCUUUGCCUUCUGUUACACUUCGGCUGACAAAGAACUUCGCUAUUCAUUUUGUUGGUACUUUAGAGGUGAGGUGGUGGUGGGAGGAAGUUGAUUAGCAUGCCAGGAAGGACGGGCUGCCAGAACAAGAGCGGUUGGAUUAUGUUUUCAUGGGAGAAAUCCUCUGAUCGCUGCCUUUUGAUUCUGUCAUAAGAGUUUAAGAUUGUUAAUAUGACAGCGGAGAUUUAACCACAGCAAUGUGACGUCCUGGAACACACCGACCACCUUUACACCAUCGUGAAAUGCCUCAUAUCUGGAUUGUGUCUAGAUCUGACUUAGCUCGAUUAAUGCUGGAAUCCUUAUACACCUUACAUUUCAUACUUCAUGGUUUUUAACAUGACAGGGCUAAGAGUUUUGUUGGUUGUUUACAUGAUGUAAGUUGUGUAUUGUGUGUAGAUGUGUUUUGUGUACUUGCAUACUGUGUAACUUGAGUUUUGUACAUAUUGCUAUUUAUUUCAUAUGGAGUGUGUGUGAGUGUGAUAGAGAGAGAGAGAGUGUGACACGAGGGAUUAUUGCAACGUGUGUUCAUUUAAAAUGCAGACACCACUUUUUUGUACCUUGUAAUGUUUGAACAAGCAGAUGACAGCAGGUCCACACUUUGUCGGUGUGGCUCCUCACACAUAAAUCUGCACCUGGGUGAACAACAAGAGCAUAUUUACCACUGUGUCCCCUCUCACAGCAUGAAUCUUUUUGGCCUUAGAUGAAUCACAGUCACAUCCUCUUUGUUCAUCCACACUGCUGUUUGUGUUUGUUUGUAAAGAAACUGUAGCGUCCUGCAGAGAGGUGUUUCAUGAAGGCGGCUCAGAAAAGCCUGUCAUGAGUGAGCUCAACAAACUGAACCAGGAUAAAACUGUUUCAUAAAGGUUGAGUCAGAGCUGCUGAGGUCAGACUGAAACACAGGCCUAUAACAUCAAGCACAGAUCACAUCAGUAAAGGAAACAGGUAAAACCAAACUGUGAUGUUCACAGAAACAAAGCGGCACCUGUCAAACAGAAAACAGGAAGAAAAGUUGAGUUGAAUUAUGUUACAGUAUUUGGUUUCCACAUGUGACAUAUCAGCCUCUGUAUGGUGACAGUGCAGUUUUUAACACCCUCAGAUUGGCUGUCUGUCUCUCCAGUGUUUUGGAUGGUAGUGUUUCUGUGCAUCUGUUUCAUUUCUGUAAUUUACACAAGAUAAAAUGAUGAAAAUUUUCACUAAGGCGAAAAUUAUUACCUUUAAUUUAAUCAUUUGAAUCGCCUGAAGCAAAAGAAACAAGACCUGAGUCUCAGACUGAGAGCACAGCAGUGCUUCUAGUAUCAGAGUGCUGUGACGCCCACAGUAACAAUGUUAACCUGUUAAUGUUGGACAGGUUUUGAUUUCCAUUUUUACCGUAUUACUUUACCAUGUUAGCAUGCUAACAUUUGCAAAUAAGCACUAAGCUCAAAGUACAGCUGAUUGAUUUAUGACCAAAUAUCUGCAAAUGACCAAGUAUUGGACAAAUUAAAAUGUUGACCUGAUGAUGGCGCUGGCGAUCAAAGAGUCACCAAAUUUAUAACAGUAUGAGCAUAAAUGACCAAAUUUUAGUGCAACCCAUCCAAAAGCUGUUGAGACAUUUCACUCUGAUCCACAAAUGUCAACCUGCUGGUGGCAGUAGUGCAGCACAGUCACCAGAAUAAAGGCCGUUGCACCCUGAGUCCGCACUUUUGAAAUUUUGCAUCCAAAAGAAAUCGUUGCACACUGAUUCUGAUGCGAUUCAUCGCUGCAAAAUUUUGCAACAUGACACAAAAUGAAAAGACACAUUUCCUCCUUUGCCUCUCUCCACUGUAGUUACCUAUCUGACCGUCAUCCCUCCCUGUCUUACAUUUGACACAGCAGCUGCAUGACUACAUUCUGUGUGUGGUCCACAUCCUCCUCUUCCUCAUCAUCCACCUGACUUGUUGAAAGUAGCUGUCUGAAUUAUGAAAAGAUUCUGUGCAUCCCAUUCCUCUGUCUUUUCCUGGCUGUGUCCCACUGCCUCAUUUUCCUCACUGAUUCUUGGUCAAACGUCUCUGAAGGCUCUGAUGGAUGCAACAAAACAAAGCUGUUCCAAAACGACAGAUGAAAGUUUCGGACUUAGUGUGCAAACAUGAUUGACACAAUGUGAGGUUGUAUUUAUCUUUUCUGUGUUUCUGUGGGACCACCAAGAUGGAAAACGUGAUGAUGUCUUGGUAAAAUAUCACCACUUUCAUGGCACUAUCCUUGGUGAUAAAACAGCAGCUGGUCACUAAAACACACGUUUGGUGGCUAAAAGCUGCUGAAAUGCAGCGAUGACGCCCUAAAAAAAGUCAGUUUUGUUGUGUGUUCUCGAAUGAUGGCCAUCUUACAGCCAUCAUGCUUAGCUGUCCCACCAUCCACCAUCCCAUCUGCAUCCCAAAGACAAAGUCAGCUCAUAUAGCUAUGAUCUGAUGCAUAUAAAACGUACAAAUGUAAAAUGGUUUGCAGCAUCGUACAAUGCCAUCAUUUUCUUGUGGCGACCUGGCUGCACUAAAGAUCAUCACUGAAGUUAGUCAGGAACUAUGAACGUCUGCAUCACAUUUUGUGCCAGUCCCUCAGUAGGCAGGUGAAAAUUUAACCUACUGGUGGUAUUAGAUAAAAAGUCAAAGGAUCACAACACUCUUUAGGAUUCAUCAUCUGGGAUCCAUGAAUGUCUGUACACAAUUCUGUAACAAUCCAUCCAAUAGUUGUUGAGAUAUUUCAGUCUGGACCAAAGUGGCGGACUGAUCAAACCUCCUCUAUGAGACAGACUUUCCUGGUUAAACCCUGAUGUACUGAGGUCAGUCAGGCUUUACUGGUGAUGUUGCUUUGUCAAACACCCCUCUGGUUAUAUAAGUGACACAACAACGUGCUAAGUGGAAGAUGUGAUUGAUGGUAAUGGCUGCGGAACAGGAUGGAAACCUGCAGCGCCGACAGUUUCUCCUCCAGCGUAGUUUAAAAGCACCAGAUGGUUAUAGUCACUGUUUGUGAUUGUAGUGUCAUCACACACACUGACAGUGUCAGCUCUCAUCGAUGGCUGUGACCUCCCCUUAGCUUUGUGACAGAUGACAAAAUGUUGUUUUCACCCAUUUACACCGUCCACACUAAGUGCAUGUUUUGUAGAAAAAUAAAGUCCAUU
Epinephelus moara (kelp grouper) is the source of this 9709-nucleotide messenger RNA. It is a transcript of the gene dok4, whose product is annotated as docking protein 4. Gene Ontology annotation, cellular component: cytoplasm. Gene Ontology annotation, biological process: positive regulation of MAPK cascade; cell surface receptor protein tyrosine kinase signaling pathway. Bases 826 to 1827 code for a protein of 333 amino acids. The record is from RefSeq and is a predicted model, not a curated record. The transcript has 10 exons. NCBI's taxonomy places the organism in Eukaryota, Metazoa, Chordata, Actinopteri, Perciformes, Serranidae.